GAGACUUGAUUGGUGAUAUAAAGAGGUCGAUGUAGUGAAGAUGAGUGGUGACGGUAGGGAGCAUGAAGAAGAAGAAGAUGAAACAACGCUUCCUGGAUUCAGAUUUCAUCCAACGGACGAAGAACUUUUAGGAUAUUACCUUCGAAGAAAAGUAGAGAACAAACCCAUCAGACUCGAGCUUAUCAAACAGAUCGAUAUCUAUAAGUUCGAUCCUUGGGAUCUUCCUAGAGUGAGCAACGUCAAGGAAAAGGAGUGGUACUUCUUCUGCAUGAGAGGCAGAAAAUACAGGAAUAGCGUUAGACCGAACCGGGUCACCGGUUCAGGUUUCUGGAAAGCCACCGGUAUUGAUAAACCGAUUUACUCCAAUCUGGUCUGCGUUGGUCUCAAGAAAUCUUUGGUUUACUACCUUGGUUCAGCCGGUAAAGGCACCAAAACCGAUUGGAUGAUGCAUGAAUUCCGCCUCCCUGCCACCACAAAAUCUGACUCGCCAGCUGAACAAGCAGAGGUAUGGACACUAUGCAGAAUCUUCAAACGAGUCACACAGCAUCGAAACCCGACCAGCGUACAACCGAACCGUAAACCGGUUAUCACCUUAACUGAUUCGUGUUCUAAGACAAGCAGCUUAGAUUCUGAUCAUACCAGCCACCACCGCGUCGUAGAUUCCUUGCCCCACAAGCUACAAGAGCCGACACUUCAGCCACAGACGCAGACCGCUUAUUGGAACCAACAUACGGUUGGUUUCAAUCAACCGACAUAUACUUGUUAUGAUACUAACUUCCUGAGUUUCUGCAACAUCAACGGUGGAGAUUUCAUCGGAGACGCAGCAAGUUGGGAUGAACUUAGAUCUGUUAUAGAUGGCAACACUCAACACUUGUAAUAAUUUAGUUUCCUUUUUAUCUCCUUUUUUGAGCUUUGUAUAAAGGAUAAAAUAAUACUAUACGUAUGUCGACACUACU
Molecule: messenger RNA, 956 nt
Organism: Eutrema salsugineum
Lineage: Eukaryota; Viridiplantae; Streptophyta; Magnoliopsida; Brassicales; Brassicaceae
Product: transcription factor JUNGBRUNNEN 1
Exons: 3
Coding region: 41-877 (278 amino acids)
Biological process (GO): regulation of DNA-templated transcription
Molecular function (GO): DNA binding
Source: RefSeq, a predicted model, not a curated record